Talaromyces marneffei is the source of this 336-nucleotide messenger RNA. RefSeq lists its product as uncharacterized. Gene Ontology annotation, molecular function: RNA polymerase II general transcription initiation factor activity; TBP-class protein binding. The record is from RefSeq and is a predicted model, not a curated record. Gene Ontology annotation, biological process: transcription initiation at RNA polymerase II promoter; RNA polymerase II preinitiation complex assembly. Lineage: Eukaryota; Fungi; Ascomycota; Eurotiomycetes; Eurotiales; Trichocomaceae. Gene Ontology annotation, cellular component: transcription factor TFIIA complex. The coding region runs from base 1 to 336 and encodes 111 amino acids. The transcript has 3 exons.
AUGAGCUCUCAAGCAUACUACGAGCUCUACCGCGGUAGCAGUCUCGGACUCUCCUUGACAGAUACACUCGAUGACCUCAUCAACGAAGGCCGAAUCGAGCCACAGUUGGCUAUGAAGAUUCUCUCGAACUAUGAUCGUUACGUUACGGAGAUACUAGCUGUGCAGGUUCGGGCGAGGUUGACGUUCAAGGGCCACCUCGAUACAUACCGUUUCUGCGAUGAAGUGUGGACGUUCCUGAUCAAGGAUGUCACGUUCAAACUCGAUAAUCAACAGACUGUUUUGGCCGAUAGGGUCAAGAUUGUGAGCUGUAACAGCAAGCGUCCUGGAGAGACCUAA